Molecule: messenger RNA, 4971 nt
Organism: Sphaeramia orbicularis (orbiculate cardinalfish)
Lineage: Eukaryota; Metazoa; Chordata; Actinopteri; Kurtiformes; Apogonidae
Gene: vps8
Product: VPS8 subunit of CORVET complex
Exons: 46
Coding region: 114-4331 (1405 amino acids)
Biological process (GO): protein targeting to vacuole; endosomal vesicle fusion
Cellular component (GO): CORVET complex; early endosome; HOPS complex
Molecular function (GO): protein binding
Source: RefSeq, a predicted model, not a curated record
GAAGAAGAAGAAAGCAGAGGAGAAAAGGGAGAGGAAGUAAAAAAAAAGUGACUCCCUCCGUCCAGAUAAUCACAGAGGAGCCCCUUUGGAGCCUGUGUCCGACACCCGCGGUGAUGUCGGAUUCCCCGGACGCCCACAGCCUGCUGUCGGCCUCCUCUCAGCUCACCGUGAUGGAGGUGGACGCGAUUGAUGAUAAGGAGUUUGACAUUCCCCAAGUGGACACACCUCCUACGCUGGAGAGCAUCCUCAGUGAGCUGGAGGAAGAGGAGGAGCCGUUUUUACUGGAGGAUACUUGUAUGCUGAACACAGACAACAUUGACGCUCACUCCUGUGACACCUCGUCUCUGGCCAGCUCUGACAGUGGAGACCCAGCACAUCUCAAAAGGAAGAAGAAAACAAUGGAUGUGAAUACAACAGUUCAUGGAUCCGUCCUUCGCCACAGCCUACUGAAGGGCAUCUCUGCACAGAUCGUCUCUGCUGCUGACAAAGUUGAUGCUGGCCUGCCAACUGCUAUAACGGUGUCUGGUGUGAUUGUUGUGGGAACGUCACAUGGUCUGGCUCUGGUCUUUGGAAAAGACACCAACCAGGCUCUGAGACUCUGUCUGGGAACCAAGACCACCGGAGCAGAGUUUGGAGCUGUCUCUGCUCUCACCAUCAACCAUGACUGCUCACGACUUCUUUGUGGCUUCGCCAAAGGACAGAUCACAAUGUGGGAUCUGGCCAAUGGAAAGCUUCUAAGAACCAUCACUGAUGCACACCCACCUGGGACGGCAAUUCUGCAUGUGAAGUUCACAGAUGACCCAACUUUGGCAGUUUGCAAUGACAGUGGAGGAUCAGUUUUCGAGCUCGCGUUUCGGAGGGUGAUGGGGAUGCGAUCCUGUGACUCUCGAUGCCUCUUCAGUGGUUCUAAAGGGGAGGUCUGCUGCAUCGAACCGCUGCGUGCUCCCUCAGACUUCAGAGACCAUCCCAUCACACACUACUCUCUGCUGGCUAUGGCUUCUCUCACUAAGAUUCUGGUCAUAGGACUGAAGCCAUCCCUAAAAGUUUGGAUGACUUUUCCCUACAGCAAGUCGGAUCCAUCCAGUGUUCCUCAGCUAGCUUGGCAGUUUGUUCCUGUUCAGAAGAUAGUUAACCCUAUUCUGGCAUUUUGUAAAGGAGACACAGUUCACUUUCUCCUGGUGAAGAAAGAGGAGAGUGGAACCAUCCAUGUCAUCAAACAGAGACAACUCCAAAUCAGUUGUGACAUCAUCAGCCUGAGUUGGAUAAACAGUCGUACGCUGGUCCUGGUUGAUAGCCAUGAGAAGCUGCAGGUCUUGGACAGGCCUAGUCAGGAGGUUUUGGAGAUCAUGGAUUUGGAACAAGUGCAGCUGGUCUACAACAGCCGACAUUUCAAAUCGCUGGCCACAGGAGGGAACGUGUCCCAGGCACUGGCGUUGGUUGGAGAAAAAGCCUGCUACCAGUCCGUCUCAAGCUAUGCAGGACAGAUCAUCUAUUUGGGGACUAAGUCAGCUCACAUUAUGACUCUAAGGACCUGGAGAGAGCGAAUUGACUGCCUGCUGAAGCAGGAGAACUUUGUCGAGGCUUUGUCUUUGGCAUGGUCCUUCCAUGAAGGAACUGCUAAAGCUGUUGUUGGCAUGUUUGGAGAUCCAGUAAAAAGGAAGGGAGUGGUAGGUGAUAAGAUGGUCGAGAUCCUUUUUCAGUUUACGGAGCAUGCAUUGAGGAAGUGUCCAGAACAGGGCAAGAUCCAAGUAAUGGAGCAACAUUUUCAUGAUGUGAUUCCUGUCCUGGUGGAUUACUGCCUGCUGCUACAGCGGCUUGACCUGUUGUUCAACCAACUCUAUGCUCGGCUUGUGGAGAAUGUCGUUGCUAAGGGCGUGUUUCUGGAGUUACUGGAGUCGUACAUCGUAGCUGACCGCCUUGGUCAUCUAACCACACCAAUCAUGAGGGACCUCCUUGCACAUUACCAUGGCAACGGUAUGAUGGAUAGUCUAGAGCGAUGCAUUGUCCAUCUAGAUGUUACCAGCCUGGACAUACAACAGGUGGUUAAGGUGUGUUGGGACAACCAACUAUACGACGCGAUGAUAUACGUUUUUAACAGUGGAAUGAAUGACUAUAUUACACCUUUGGAGAAACUGUUUGCAAUGAUUGGCCCACCACUUAAAGAGGGAAGGAGCCUUACAGAUGAAGAAGUUGUGAUGGGAAACAAAGUCCUUGUGUAUAUAAGUUGCUGUCUUGCAGGAAGGGCCUACCCUUUAGGAGACAUUCCUGAAGAUCUUGUGGUUCAGGUUAAGAACCAGGUAUUUGAGUUUCUGAUCCGCUUGCAUUCAGUCGACUCAUCAGAGGAAGAGGCAGUUUUCCCAUUUAUUCGUACUCUUCUUCACUUUGAUACACGGGAAUUCCUCAAUGUCCUCGCCAUGACAUUUGAAGACUUUAAGAAUGACAAGCAGGCACUUGAGUACCAACAGAGGAUCGUGGACAUCUUACUCCAGGUGAUGGUGGACAACCCAGACUUUACUCCCUCCCAGGUGGGCGGGCUCUUCACCUUUUUAGCUCGCCAGCUGGCCAAACCAGACAACACACUCUUUGUUAACAGGAAGCUCUUUGAUCAGGUUCUUGAGUUUCUUUGUAGUCCGGUUGAUGACUCUCGACACACUGAAAGGCAGCAGGUUCUGCUGGAGCUGCUGCAUGUUGGCAGUGUGGUCCACUUUGAUGAACAAAGGCUGUUGACUUUGGCAGAGAAGGCCAAGUUCUACCAAAUCUGCGAGUUUCUGUAUGAGAAGAAACAUCUAUAUGAUCGAAUCAUUGACUGCUACCUGAGAGAUCCCCUCAGAAAGGGGGAAAUCUUCAGCUACAUUCACAAUCUGCUGUCCAUGCCUGGCUAUAGUCCUGAGGAGAAACAAACUGUCAGGGAGAAAUCACUACAGCGCAUACAGGAGUUGGUGACUCUUGAUCCCUACAAGUCAGCCGACCUUGUGGUAUUUCACUUCUCUGAGGAGGUGCAGCAAAUAAUCUCUGAGCUUCAGGACGACCAGCUGCUGUUUAACUUUCUAAGUUGCCUUCUUGGACCAAGAGAAUCCCCACAUCUACAGACCAUCCUAUCUGAGGACCUGGACCUCCAUGACCUUCUGCUGGACUUACUCUGCCGCUUCGCCCCCCAGAAGCUCCUUACCUUCCUUCAAACCUCUCAACAUUACAGACUUGAAGAGGCUGUACAGAUAACAGAGAAGUACCAUCAUAGUGAAGCAACGGCCUUUUUGCUGGAGAAGAAGGGAGAUGUUCAUGGAGCUUUUACUGUCCUAUUAGAGACCUUAACAGAAAAACUGAGCCUCCUGUCUUCUGUGAUUGAUGGAAGUGGUGGAGAAGAUGGAGGAGAGGAAGAACAGCAGAGAGACAUGGACUCAAACCUGACAAGGGUAGAGGACUCACUGAACAACAUCAUUGACUUGUGUCAUCGAAGCUCUCACAACCUCACCCAGCAACAAAGAGAGGCUCUCUGGUUUCCAUUGCUUGAGACCAUGAUGGCUUCACAAAAGCUGGUGAAGGGAGUCAGUGCUAAACAAACCUCAGAAGUGUUGAAGGAACUGACAAUGAAGGUCCUUAAUAGCAUGAGCAGCUUUAUUUCUCUGCCUGCCAUCAUCCAAAGAAUCCUGCAGGACCCAGUCUAUGGCAGAGGGAAACUUUCAGAGAUUCAAGGCCUCAUCCUGGGAAUGCUGGACACCUUUAACUAUGAGCAGACGUUACUUGAAACAACUACUAGUCUGUUGAACCAUGACCUCCACUGGUCCCUGGCACAUCUGCAUGCUGCAGUGACGAGGGGACUCCACCCAAGACAAGACCACUGUAACAUCUGCUUACAACAGUACAAGAGGAGGCAGGACUCAGCUGAGGAGAUCAUUGUGUUUAGCUGUGGUCACCUGUACCACUUCCAGUGCCUGCAGCAGAAAGGCUGUGGAUGGGGAGUUUCAGAGCAGCAGCAGCAGUGGAGCUGCUACAAAUGUUCGUCCAGCCAGGGAGGAAGAGCCAUGCCUACCACCGAACUGAAAAGGGGACGCAGUACCUCCUUAGCACAGACUCGAGUCACUUCAGUUCAUCAUGAUGCAGAUGCACAGACUCAAAGGAAGAAGGUGUUUGUGGAGACAACAUUAGACCUUCAGCAGGAACAGUCCUGGGAUCAGCUACGUUGUUUAUACCGAGGACCAUCAAGGUUGUCCAUCCUUUCAGAGCUCUCUCACUGCCAUGGCCAUGAGAAGACUGGUCCUCUCAUCACAGCCCAGCCCGGAACUGAGAAUUUCCAGCUGAAGCUCGCUCCUCCACCAAUGGUGGAAGAGUAAGGGCCCAAUUCCUGGAUUUUCUUGAAUUGUCCAGAAAUCAGUCAAGUAGGAUUAAUGACAGAGCAUUCUACACCAACACUGGAGAUUUUUCUGAUUUUUCUCACUCAUGUAUGUAACAUCUACUACCAUUUUCAGUGCAAUCAGGUUUCCAGGGAAUUUCAAGACAUGAUUAUUGAAGGCAGACUUCAUUACCUGUCCCUCUAACAUUUUCCCAGAAUCCUUAAUUUGAUCUUUUUUUGCACUACUAUUGCACUAACAUUUUUAACAUCGGGAAAUUCUACAAAACCUGGAAGUGAUCCCAAAUGUAUAUUUCAUAAAAGUAAAUUGAUUGCCCUUCAUUUACUGAGUUGUUUUAUGUUUUUUGUUCUUCCACCUCAGUCUUUUAUAAAAUAUUGUUUGAGUGAAAUAAAUUCUGAGAUUGGAUGAACAGAAAAAAUUAUUAUAAUAAUGACCAAAUUUUUGUGAAAGGAUUAAGUUAGGUAGUUGUUCAUUAAGCACUGCAUAUUUGCCUGUUUGUGAUUUAUGUUUUAAAUAGUAAUCAUUAUGAAAUUGCACUCAAAUGUACAUGGUUAAUGUUUUUUUUUCUGGAUUUUUUAAUUGAUAGUCUGUCUCUGUUAAAAUAAACCUGCCAUAAAAAUGA